Messenger RNA from Penicillium antarcticum, 2247 nucleotides. RefSeq lists its product as uncharacterized. The transcript has a single exon. The coding region runs from base 1 to 2247 and encodes 748 amino acids. The record is from RefSeq and is a predicted model, not a curated record. Gene Ontology annotation, molecular function: protein dimerization activity. Lineage: Eukaryota; Fungi; Ascomycota; Eurotiomycetes; Eurotiales; Aspergillaceae.
AUGGCAUCUACACCUAAUCCGUCCCUGCGGAGGACGCGUGGUCUUCCACGUCGAGACUAUAAUGCUCUACACAAUGGCCUGGUUUCGUCACCUUCGGAGCAGUCUGAGGAAUCUAUCUGUGAAACAGGACGCCCUUACUCUCCUGAGCCCUCCCCAUCUAGGAACACCGAAGACACGCCUCAGACGAAGCAGACUUAUUCUUUGCCUAGCUCUUCGCCCUCCCCACUUGAUCCUGCCUUUUCGGAAAGCAGGAGCAAUACGAGUAGUCCGCACCCGUAUAAAAGACGAAAAACCAAGUCGUACUCUAGUUGGACCAUUGAGCACUUUUGGACCACAGAUCUGGAUAGCACUUGGUGUCGGCAGGGUGGCCCACUGAAAAAAGACCGACUACUGAUUUGCAAACAUUGCAGCUGGUCCUCCAGAGAUUCGGCGCGCUAUGGUUCCACUUCGAAUUUGUUGGUGCAUCUCCAGACCAAGCAUCGUAUCAAGUCUGGGGCCGACUCCAUCUUCUUACCCACGGCCGCAGGAAGCCUCGACCGGUUCUUGGAGUCGCCGAGAAAGAAGGCUGGCGUUGAAGAAAUGCUAGUCCGAUGGGUCAUUCAAACUAGACAGCCUUUCACAGUGGUGGAGCAUCCGGCUUUCAAGGCACUUAUUGAAGCAACGGGGGCUUCUUUGCCCAUCAAGACUGCUGAUACUCUUUUUAACCGAAUCAAGGAGGAAUUCCAUUCAAGUAGGGCUUACGUGAAAGAGGAGCUUGCUAGGAGCAGCCGCACACUCGCUUUGUCUCUCGACGUUUGGACGUCGGAAAAUCAGAUUGCGAUAAUGGGUAUCAUUGGUCAUUGGAUCACCCCCGAUUUUGAAAAGCGAGAUGACCUUCUCGAGUUCACCGAGAUCAAUGGACCGCAUUCUGGAGAGAAUCUAGCGGAAGUUGUGUUGAAGAUGCUCGCCGAACUGGACAUCGCGCCAAAGCUCCUGACCAUCACAGGGGACAAUGCAGGCAAUAACGGGACGCUUUGCGAUAGCCUGCAUGACCAGCUCCUUAAGAAGUAUGAUAAUGACGAUGACCGCUUUCGCAUUAGGCCUCUAAUGCGAUUCCGCGGACGACAGAGUUUCAUUCCUUGCCUUGCCCAUAUCCUCAAUCUGAUUUGCAAAGAUGUGUUAGCUUCUUUAAGGGCUGGUUCGGCUCGAGAAGCAAAGGCGAUACUGGACGACAUGGCCAUUCAUACUAGCCCAGCAUUCAACUCCCUUCACAGCAUGAAAGGAGCAAUCAUGAAAAUACGACUUCUGACGCUGUGGAUCGCCCGUAGCCCACAGCGCCGCCAAGAUUGGAAAGAAGUAUCACCUGGAAAACAAGUCAGUUAUGAUGUUGACACCCGAUGGAACUCGACGUAUAUCAUGAUUCAAGAUGCCCUUCGGCUACAAACUGAGCUGGGACAGUUUGUGCGGAUACAUCCAGAAGUUCAGGCCCUCCAGCUUGCCGACGACGAAUGGUCGACACUUCAGCAAGUAGCCAAGAUCCUCAAGCCGUUCUGGGACCACACAAACUCCGUUUCAAAGGCAUGCCCAACAAUUGUGGAAAGUCUACCGAUUUACUGGAGUUUGGACGAUUUGUUAAAUGACGUUCGAAAUGCGGAGGGAGAUUUUGAAGACGUGAACAUUGAAAUUCGCGAUGCGGUGGAAAGAGGCAUUCGGAAGAUGAACAAGUUUGCUAGAAAAAUGGACGACAACCUUCUCUACUAUGUGGCUUCCGUGUUGGAUCCGCGCAUCAAAUCGUCUUUGAUUGUGUCUCAAAUGAGCGAGCAAGAUUCGGGGCUUAUCGUCUCGCAAGUGCGGGAAUUUCUUAAGAAAGAAUACCCUCCAGAGCCAUUUGUGUCGUGUGAAGUUGACCAUCCACGUCCAGCGGGGAUGUCGGAAACAAUGUGGAGAACUCUGCGCAAAGUCCAGCCAUCCAAAGAGGCAUCUUUGUCGGAUAUUGAUAAGUACUUGGAUUCCCCGCCGGUCAACUGGUCCCACCACAUGAUCGGCGAUGCGGACGCACAAUGGGUCCUAAAGUGGUGGAAGGCUAACGCGUUUAAUUUUCCACUCAUGGCAAAAGCCGCUCGCGAUUAUCUACCCAUCCCUUCGGCAGAGGUCGGGAUUGAACGCGAGUUCAGCAAUGCUCGAGAUGUCUUGGGCCUCCGAAGGCACCGUCUGAACGCGGAGACUAUGCGAUGGCUGAUGCUAUUGAGAGGAAAGUCUCAGACUUAA